UCUGUUGCUAAGAUGUACCUCCGGAUCCUCCUAGCCUGUGCGACGUGCGCGUGUGCCGUCUCGGCCCAGAGGUACGAGGCUCUCGGCGUGCUGCAGCCGGCGAGGCCGACGGGCCUGGGCGACCACGAGAAAAUGGUGACGGCGACCAUCGAAAUCCUGCCGGAUGUUGCCAAGACCCUGAGGGAGCUCGCCAUGAGGAUGGCUCGCUCUCAGGACGACCCCUUCGACUCGCAGAACAUGUUCGAGAUCCUGAUGGCGUUCAUGCCCGUGACCCGCAGGAUCAUGUUCUCCGUGGCCAAGGCCGAGGGCCGGACCGUGUCCGAGGAGGAGCUGCAGAGGCUGGACCAAGCGGAGAGGAUGUUUCCCUCCGCCUUCAAGUUUUUGGUCAAGAUGCACGGGGGUGACCUGUUCGGCUUCGAAGACCCCGACGCCGAGAAGGCCCCGACGGAGGACGCCGCCGCCCUCGCCGAAGCCAAAGUGAGCGGCUCCUUCGUCCAGAUGCCCCACGGGAGAGGGAUGGUCAUCCACCACGGGUAGGCGGGAGGCGGACGCAGACGAAGGCACAGGAGUAGGAGGAGAGAGAAACAUCUUCGUCAAUCUCCGACGGAAGAGAAGGAGAAAGAGAAAAGGCACAAGACAUGAAGUUGGAGCAAGGAAAGAACUUAAGCGAGAUAAGAAGACAGGGAAUAAAGAAGUUCCAAGAGGUAGAAGAAAAUGAAAAGAGGAUAUAGAACAAGAAGAGAGGGUAGUUCCAGAAGUUCAUCAUAAAGCCAUUGUAAAAAAUUCCAUUGACAUUCAUUUGCUAUCAGUAUUCUUUGUUAAAUGUUCCCAUUAUGUUAAUAAACUA
Molecule: messenger RNA, 847 nt
Organism: Penaeus vannamei (Pacific white shrimp)
Lineage: Eukaryota; Metazoa; Arthropoda; Malacostraca; Decapoda; Penaeidae
Source: RefSeq, a predicted model, not a curated record